This is a messenger RNA of Didymosphaeria variabile, 2775 nucleotides long. RefSeq names its product Ribosomal protein arginine N-methyltransferase rmt3 (gene rmt3). The transcript has 5 exons. The coding region runs from base 1 to 2775 and encodes 924 amino acids. Gene Ontology annotation, biological process: peptidyl-arginine methylation. Gene Ontology annotation, molecular function: protein-arginine N-methyltransferase activity. Gene Ontology annotation, cellular component: nucleus. The record is from RefSeq and is a predicted model, not a curated record. NCBI's taxonomy places the organism in Eukaryota, Fungi, Ascomycota, Dothideomycetes, Pleosporales, Didymosphaeriaceae.
AUGCCUCCCAAACGCAAAGCCUCCGAGCAACCUUCCGGUGCCUACACCGACGUCAAGAAGCCGCGAGUCACCACCAUAGGCGCCAUCUCUUCGCUCGUUCCUGUGGGUGAGCGCAAGAUGGCCAAGAAGGGUGUAUCCGAACCAGAACUGUUGCGCAUGCUCUGUGAAGACCGAGACAAAAACAACGAGCGCAAGGAGUUGCACUUUAAGAAGAUUAUCCACUCCGAGAUCGACUGGGACAACAAGCUCCACAUUGACAAGAUCAACGCCUGGCGCAACCAGAUUUACGGCCGGGCAGGCAUCAAGAACAAGACGGUACUGAUGUGGCACAAGGAUGAGGAAGCCUGGCUCGAGCUGUACUGGCAACUCCUAGUUGUCGAGGCGAACAAGCGCGGUAUCGAAAUGCCGAAGCCAAAGACCAUCCGCGAAAACUUCAACGUGUUCUUCAACGGCAAGGUGUUUCACUCCGCCGGUGCGGGAGAGCUUGAGCCGCGCGUGGAUCGCGGAAGCGGUCCGUUCACGUCGAAGAUGGGCAGAUUGAUCAAGUCACUGAGGCCGUACUUAGAGGAGAAACUACGUGGCAAGAAAGGUAGCACGUUCGUUCCCAAGAUCAACCAAGAGAUGCUAGAGGAGUACCAGAAGCUCAAGGCUGACCUGACUGAGCUUGGCUGCGAUGACAAUAAGAUUGUGCCUUGGGAGGAACUCGAGGACGAAGCCAACGACAAGGACUACGUUACCCGCUGUCGCGAGUAUAUCGAGAGCUUGCCCGACCAGGACGACGUAAACAUGGACGAUGAGGAAGAGGCAGAGGACGCGACGCUCGUGGCAUCUGAAGAACUCGAUAGGGAAUUGCUGGAGCUGGCUUCCGAGCCUGCAGCAGCGAAGACAGAGCCCAUGGAUACCGACGAAGAGCCUUCCUCGUUCAAGGUCGCCGCAGACAGAAAGCCCUCCUGGGUCACGCUCGCGACGGGCUCCGAUAGUUCGUCUCGCGAAGCUUCUCCGCCGAAUAUUGUGCGAAACAAGUGUGUGUCCACCGAAGACGUCGUGUCCCCACGUAAGAAGCGUGCUGAUUCAGUGGCUUCCACCGAUGCCGCAGCCGAGGAGGAUUCCACCGAAACCACGCUUGUCGGCAAGGGUGUUAUCUCAGACGAGGUCAAAGAUCAUUUUGUUAUCGGAAGCGAGGAUAGAGUCGUCCAGGAGAAAGCCGGCUCCGCCGCCGAGAACGAAGAGCAUCAAGGCAUCAAGACUAUGUCGGACACGGAUUCAGACACCGCAAGCUCCGUGGGCGAGAUUCUCGAGGACGUUAGCGAAGCGGAUACCACUACAUUCAAAUGCCUGUUCUGUGACGAGCAAUGGGGUCGUGUCCCGGACAUGUUCGUACAUUGCAAUAAAGAGCACGGGUUCGACGUCGAAAGCACCAUCACGAAGCUCGGACAAGACAUUGAUGAAUUGACCAUCAUCAAGCUCGUUAAUUACCUCCGCCUAGAGUCGCAAAAGAGCAUAGAGCCCAAGAACAUCAAGGUAGACACGGAGACACUAGCUGACGACAAGUACCUGCAACCCACUCUACUGGACGAUGCUCUACUUUUCGAACUAGGAGACUUCAUGCCUGAUCCGGAUUCGAAGGCUGUCGAUUACGAUGAGUACGAGGCUGCCCUGCAGAAGAAUAUCGGAGAGAACGUCGAGAAGAUUAGUCUGGAUAACGACCGCGAUACCGACUACUUCGAAUCGUAUAAGGGCAAUGCGAUUCAUCGUGAGAUGAUUGAAGAUCGGGUACGAACAGAAGGAUAUCGAGACUUCAUUGAGAAGAACGCGGAACUCUUCAAGGGAAAGACAGUGCUAGAUGUUGGUUGUGGCACAGGCAUUCUUUCGUUGUUUUGUGCACGAGUGGGAGCGAAGCGGGUUUUAGCUGUCGACAACUCCGAUAUCGCCAACCGAGCACGGGAAAAUAUCGCUCGGAACGGAUACCAAGACAAGAUUGAAGUGAUACAGGGCCGAGUAGAGGACUUCCACAUGCAGAGAAAAAUUGGCAAAGAGAAGGUUGAUAUCAUCAUCUCUGAAUGGAUGGGAUACGGACUACUGUUCGAAGGCAUGCUGGACUCGGUUUUGCGAGCGCGAGAUCUGUACCUAAAGGAAGACGGCUUGAUGGUGCCGUCGCACUGCACGAUGAGGAUAGCACCCAUCUCGGACAAGGAAUGGAUAGCAGAUGCGAGCGGUGAGAAGUUCUGGAAAGACGUGUACGGCUUCGACUUUACAUCUAUGAUUCCGGGGGGCAUCCUCAACGAGCGCGAGAUCGGUGUAUUCGAUGUUCCCAGCAAGUCGAUAUCGGGUGAACCCUCCACCUUCUACCAGCUCGACCUGAAGAACAUCCAGAUACGCGAUCUCGACUUCACAGCACCAUUUUCCUCGAAGCUAUGCUCUGAUAGCGCUUCAAUUGAUGCAUUCGCGAUAUGGUUUGAUACGUUUUUCUUGCCGAGCGAGAAGUCGCAAGACGCAACCGCGAUAGACGUAGCUCAAUGGGGAGAUCAUGGCGAGGCUGGCCUCGGGUUCUCCACGGGCCCUUACUCGAUUUACACCCAUUGGCACCAAGCUGUACUUCUCUUGAGCGACAAAGACCGGAAAAAGGAGGUAAAUGGAGGCAGCAUAUUGAAGGGUAAGGUGACAUACAAGAAGCCAAGGAAGGACGAUCGGGGAAUCGACGUUACGGUCGAAUGGGAGGCCGAGAGCACACAGGGUCCAGUAGCUGGACACAUCAAGCGCAGUAUGGGGGCUUGA